This is a messenger RNA of Rhododendron vialii, 842 nucleotides long. RefSeq lists its product as uncharacterized. NCBI's taxonomy places the organism in Eukaryota, Viridiplantae, Streptophyta, Magnoliopsida, Ericales, Ericaceae. The transcript has 2 exons. The record is from RefSeq and is a predicted model, not a curated record. The coding region runs from base 213 to 593 and encodes 126 amino acids.
AUGAUCAUAGCACUACCAAAAACAACAAAAGAAGAAAACCGAACUAUGCUAUAUUAAAGGAAUCAUGACAGAAACCUAACCUGACAAAAACCCACCUCAGAUUGCUCAAAAUCUGUUGAAACGUACAACCUUGUCGUUGCCAAAAUCGUUUUGUUUCUCAUUAGACUUUGAUUUGUUAGAAGUAAUCAAACUGAAAAUUACACAAAAACUUGAUGAGAAACUACAGUAAUAUGGCUUCUUCUCUACCUUCUUUCCAGUAUCUUCUAGCUGUGCCAUCAGUGAAGCAGAGUAUUCGACCGUCCCUGCAAAUAAGAGCUCAGGGCUUCAGAGAUGAAGGAAAAUCGGGUAUCGAUGCAAAUAUGAGCAUUCUAAGGGAGAGGAUAAAAGAAGUUAGGAUGAAAGAGAGAUUGGAAAGGUGUUGCAGAAGUGAAAAUGGAUGGAAUUAUGCAGCUGGCUACCAUUCCAAGCACAAGAUGGAUACAUCCAAGUUUUUUGAAACUUUUGGAAUGGUUUUUGGAACUUUUGGCCUCACCAUUGGUACUGGGACUCUUUGUCUGUGUCUUUUUUCCCUCUUGGUUCGUUUAUGCCAAUGAAGAAAAGUGGCUUAAUGCCUAGAUCAUGUAGAUAACUUUCAAAAUUUGUUAAGUUCCUAGUUUGUGCAAUUUGAUGGCCUUGGCAAAAUCACUUCUUUUAAUUUUGAACAAUCAGUUUCGAUUUCCUCAUUGUAAUUAAUGUUCGUGUAGUCUUGUAUUAUUCAUUUGAUUUCGAGUUUUUAUUACUUUUAGUUGACUACUAGAACAUUAGAGUGUAUUGGUAUGAGAUUAAAGAAGGUAAAGUUGAAA